Molecule: messenger RNA, 1864 nt
Organism: Xenia sp. Carnegie-2017
Lineage: Eukaryota; Metazoa; Cnidaria; Anthozoa; Malacalcyonacea; Xeniidae
Product: phosphoribosyl pyrophosphate synthase-associated protein 2-like
Exons: 3
Coding region: 332-1456 (374 amino acids)
Biological process (GO): purine nucleotide biosynthetic process; 5-phosphoribose 1-diphosphate biosynthetic process
Cellular component (GO): ribose phosphate diphosphokinase complex; cytoplasm
Molecular function (GO): magnesium ion binding; ribose phosphate diphosphokinase activity
Source: RefSeq, a predicted model, not a curated record
AUGUUGUGCUUGGAUUUCGCGCGCUUUUACUCCACUGAAUCUGAUCUCUACAUAUUGUAUUCAUAUCCAAAAUUUGAGAGUUGAGUUUGACUUUGGCCUUGGGCAAGGCAAAUUGCACAUGUUGUGUACGGUGUUGUAAAUUAAUAAAAUUUCUCGUGUAAAUUGAUUGAGAAAAUCUCUAUUGCAGUUGCAUUAUAGCUGGUGAACGUCGUAAAAAACAAUGCGUAUUUUGCAGUCGAUCUGCUACUGCCGUUCAAAGUAACAACUAUUGGAAAAUACGAACAUCUAAAAUCUUGUGGCCAGUCAUUUAAACUAUGAACACAGAGAACUGAUGGCUUUGAGUAAACCAGACUUUCACCUAUUUGCCUUAAAUGCUGGCUUAAACUUGGCAGAUAAAGUGUGUACCAUAUUGGGCAUCAAACAAUCACCAGCUGUGGUUAGCACCUUUUCCAACUUGGAAACAAAAGUUGAGGUUGGUGUUUCUGUUCGUGGCAAAGAUGUGUUUAUUAUUCAGUCUGGUUUUGGAGAAUCAGAACUUGGAAGUGUCAAUAACAGUCUUAUGGAACUACUCAUUUUUGCCUACCAUUGUCGAACUGCUAGUGCAAGGAAAAUUGUUGCAAUUAUACCUUAUCUUCAUUAUUCCACACAAAGCAAAAUGCGAUGUCGAAGCUCCAUACCAGCCAAACUUGUUGCUAGCAUGCUAUGCCGAACUGGAAUCGAAAAUUUCAUCACUGUUGACCUACACUCUAAAGAAAUCCAAGGUUUCUUCAAUCGACCUGUUGACAAUUUGCGUGCAUCACCAUUUUUGACAUUGCAUAUUAAAGAGAACAUAAUACCACGUGGAGAAGUGGUUAUAGUUGCCUUAAAUCCCCACACGGCUACUCGUGCCAGUCCUUUCGCAGAACGCUUGCGAGCACAGUUAGCUGUGCUACAUGGAAAAGCAGAAGAUGAUCCUGAGUCAGACAAUGAAGAUGAUGUAUCCUCACCAAGUAAUAGUGAUGAAACUGUAUUUGAUUUUGAAGUCCAUAGAAGACGUCGAGUACAAGUGGAACGUACUUCCAUAUCUUUUGACACACCUGGAUUCUUGCCUAAAAGCAAACCAUCAAUGUAUCUUGUGGGAGAUGUCAGUGAUAAGAUUGCUAUCAUUGUGAAUGAUCUUAUUGAUGAUGCAAACCCUUAUAUCAUGGCAACACAAGUGCUUAAAUCAAAUGGUGCUAAGGAAGUCUAUGUAGUAGUUACUCAUGGUGUUUUAUCUGGUUGCAGCCCAGAGAUGAUACAAAGUUCCGAUAUUGACGGCCUAAUUAUAACAAACACAGUAGAACAUGAAAACAAAAAGAAACAAUGUGAAAAAAUAACAACAAUAGAUAUAAGUGUGCUCCUUAGUGAAGCUAUAAGGAGGAUACAUAAUGGUGAAUCCAUUUCAUAUCUUUUUAGAAACAUUGCACCUGAUGAAUAAAUGGUGGUUUAAAUCCACAAUUACCACAAGAUAUUGAUGGCUUGAAGAAGUUGUACGAAUGUAUGCUAUUCAUCUUUGUAAUAACAUACAAGACCAACUUUUAUAAUAAUAAGUUAUAAUUAGAAACACAAUCGAUUUUUUUUAUUUAUAUGCCACUUAUUUGCAAAUGUUUCCAAACUGACUCUCAACUUACUUUGAAAUCAGACUACCUUUGAACUUGUUGUUUGAUGGUAUAGAAAAAUAGUAUUAAUUAUGUUUCUAGAGAAAACAACUCAUUCGAAAUUUGAAAUGAACUUUUCAAACUCGUAAGCAAAUAAUUGUUAAUAUAUACAGAAUGUACAUCUGUAUUUUAUGCUUGAUGUAUGUAAUAAUUUAAAAUUCUCUUUUACAAUAAAUAUUAAAUUAAAA